GCUAUCGAUUGCCAGCAACAGCUACAUGUAUUAACGCAGCCCCAUAUUCAGACCCCAGUCCUAAGUCCAAUCCACCAAUCUGUUAAGGCUGCAGAGCCCAAGCGCAUUUUUCGUAUAUGGGAAAAAGGGACCGCCUCCUUUUGUAUGCGAGGUGGGAAAGAACAACUCUUCAAUAAAUAAAUCGAUUUCCUUCCGACCGCUUUUUACAGCGCAACAAUAUACAGUAAAUAAUCCCGCAGAGAUAAUUAAUUCACCUUUCUCUCUUUUUCAGUCUUAAAGGAGAGCAUCCUUGAGUUCCUACCGACCCGACUUCUAACUUACGGUUUUCUUGUCCGUAGCAUCUUGUAGCUCCACGACUCUCAACUGAUAAAUUGGGUCGACUCUUUUCCGACAACUAUUGACCACCACCGCCAACAAAUAACAUAACGACAAACAGAAAUUCGACGCGAACAUGGCACAGACUGGAGGAGCAGGUGGUUACAACAACCCGUUGAAGAAAUUCAAGUUGGUGUUUCUCGGCGAACAAAGCGUCGGGAAAACAUCCUUGAUAACGCGGUUCAUGUACGACUCCUUCGAUAAUAUGUACCAAGCUACGAUCGGUAUCGACUUUCUGUCUAAGACAAUGUACCUUGAGGACCGAACGGUGCGACUACAAUUAUGGGAUACAGCAGGUCAAGAGCGAUUCAGGAGUCUGAUUCCCUCAUACAUCCGAGAUUCGAGCGUUGCGGUAGUUGUCUACGAUAUUUCCAAUGCGAAGUCGUUCCAAAAUACUAAGAAAUGGAUCGAUGACGUACGCGCGGAACGAGGCAACGAUGUGAUCAUCGUGCUCGUAGGGAACAAGACGGAUUUGAAUGACAAGCGAGAAGUCACCACGGCGCAAGGUGAAGAGGAAGCCAAGAAGAACAACCUGAUGUUUGUCGAGACGAGUGCGAAGCUCGGUCACAACGUAAAGAAUCUGUUCAGGAGGAUAGCACAGGCUCUUCCCGGUAUGGAGGGGACGGAUGCUGCGGCACAGGCUUCAUCACAGAUGAUCGAUGUAAAGACAAACCCACAAACCUCUCAGCAAGAAGGGUGCGCGUGCUAGUAACGUGCUCGUAGCAGAGGAGAAGCGUCGGCCUUGCAAGGGAAAAGACAGGGACAAGCAGGAUAUUUCCGUGCAUAGCGAAUGAAUCAACAAGAGAUGUUGUAUAAUACGAAUCAUCCUACGAAGCAAAGUAACGAGAAGAAGAUUAGCAGAACCAUUACCGGUAUGACGUUUAGUAUAUG
Daldinia loculata is the source of this 1266-nucleotide messenger RNA. Its product is annotated as ras family-domain-containing protein. Lineage: Eukaryota; Fungi; Ascomycota; Sordariomycetes; Xylariales; Hypoxylaceae. The record is from RefSeq and is a predicted model, not a curated record. Gene Ontology annotation, molecular function: GTP binding; GTPase activity. The transcript is spliced from 6 exons. Bases 452 to 1084 code for a protein of 210 amino acids.